Messenger RNA from Rosa chinensis, 1231 nucleotides. Its product is annotated as F-box/kelch-repeat protein At3g06240. The record is from RefSeq and is a predicted model, not a curated record. The transcript is spliced from 2 exons. Lineage: Eukaryota; Viridiplantae; Streptophyta; Magnoliopsida; Rosales; Rosaceae. Bases 249 to 1082 code for a protein of 277 amino acids.
UCCUCAGAUUGUGCUGAAAUUUAACCUCAAGAGAAAAUAAUCACCAUUUUUUUGCAAAUUCUUCGUCAAGAAACACCCAGUUUGUCAAAGAAAAAGCAACCUCAUGAUAUGGAGAUUGGUAAUGUGCUAUCAACAUGACAUGUAAGAGUUCAAGAGUCAUCAUAUGAAGUGGAAACCAUAUCGGCCGGCGAAGACAACAAAAGCUUGAAUCAAGAGAACAAGUAGAUAGAGGCCAGAAAAAGAGGCAAAUGGGGAAGCUUUGCAAAUUGUCAGAAGAGAUGGUCGGGCAAUUCCUUUCAAGAUUGCCUCCUAAAGCAUUGAUGCGCUUCAAAUGUAUUCAUAAGUCGUGGUCUUCCCUUCUUCUUCCUCGCAGACAUCCAGAAGAUGAUGACGGCAUAGAAUCGGAUGUAAAUGCUGUCGGAUUUGGCUAUGAUUCUAAAACUCAAGAUUACAAGAUUGUUAGAGUUAUAACAUAUAUUACAGGGAUUGCUUAUACACUUCCUUCUAAAGCAGAGGUGUACACAUUGAGUUCUCAUUCUUGGAGAGAGAUCAAAAUUGAUAAAGAAUGUCAUGUCUUUUGGACUCCUUCAUUUGAGAUACACUUCAGGGGAAUUUAUUAUUGGAGUGCACUGACUUAUCCUACUCCAGGAGCGGAUAAGGAAGCCAUCUUUGCAUUUGAUAUGAGUGAAGAGACAUUUGAAGAGAUACCGAUUCCAGAUGGUAUUUGUGCCAGAGACGGUAUUAUUAAGUUCCUUGCUGUGUGGAAAGAAUCUGUUGCUCUUAUUUCUUGCAUAGGAGAUGGUCCUAAAUCCUUCGAUAUAUGGGUAAUGGAUGACUCUAGUGGGAUUAAAGGUUCAUGGACAAAACACUUGGUCAUUGGACCUAUAGAAUGCGAGAUUCCAUUGGUAUUUUGGAAGAGUGAUGAGCUUCUUUUGGUUAUCUCUGAUGGACGUGUGGUCUCCUAUCACCUUGGUAACAAAACUAUCAAGUAUCUUCCGAUUCAUGGCGUGGAAGAUCCCCAAUACAUCCAUGCUGUUGUUUGCGUAAAUAGUAUGAUUUCAGUUAAGAAGACCAAAGGUUGAGGCAUGCAUAGAUAUAGAAGUACCCCAACGAAUAGGUCCAUUUAAAUUGAUUGGACCUAUCCUUUUGCGAUGAUAAAAACGGGUCUAAUUAAUCUCAUAUAUUUUUGUUGUAUAAUUAAUCAACUUUGAAUAAGAAAAAAAAAAAAAGA